Molecule: messenger RNA, 6432 nt
Organism: Symbiodinium natans
Lineage: Eukaryota; Dinophyceae; Suessiales; Symbiodiniaceae
Source: the annotation of a GenBank genome assembly
AUGUCUGGCAUUUGCUACACAGCUUCCCCUCUACAGCGCUUCAUCUCAACCUUGCGGGAGGUGACCCGUGUUAUCGGAGCGUUGUUUGAGCCACGUCGGAGUAGCGGUGCCCGUCACAUCGCUGCAACGCCCACGUGGGUGGACAGGAGCCCUAGUGGCACUUCGCCCAGUGCCCGGCAAUAUCACUCCGCUGUGGUUACCACAGCCGGGGAGAUGUGGGUGUUCGGCGGACACGCUGGCCAGCCCAAAGCUGCAAAGCAUGCGUCAUGGAGAAAUACCGUUUUCAAGGGAAAUUUCGAGAGCGAGCAGAAUGCGAUGUCUGGCAUUUGCUACACAGCUUCCCCUCUACAGCGCUUCAUCUCAACCUUGCGGGAGGCUGCAACGCCCACGUGGGUGGACAGGAGCCCUAGUGGCACUUCGCCCAGUGCCCGGUAUUUUCACUCCGCUGUGGUUACCACAGCCGGGGAGAUGUGGGUGUUCGGCGGAGACAAUAGCAGCAGGCAGAAUGACCUUUGGUCCUUGGACACCCAGGCUGCAACGCCCACGUGGGUGGACAGGAGCCCUAGUGGCACUUCGCCCAGUGCCCGGUCUCGUCACUCCGCCGUGGUUACCACAGCCGGGGAGAUGUGGGUGUUCGGCGGAUACGAUGGCAGCAGCUUCCUGAAUGACCUUUGGUCCUUGGACACCCAGGCUGCAACGCCCACGUGGGUGGACAGGAGCCCUGGUGGCACUUCGCCCAGUGCCCGGUAUGGUCACUCCGCUGUGGUUACCACAGCCGGGGAGAUGUGGGUGUUCGGCGGACACGCUGGCCCCAGGCUGAAUGACCUUUGGUCCUUGGACACCCAGGCUGCAACGCCCACGUGGGUGGACAGGAGCCCUGGUGGCACUUCGCCCAGUGCCCGGAUGUAUCACGCCGCUGUGGUUACCACAGCCGGGGAGAUGUGGGUGUUCGGCGGACUCGAUGGCAGCGGCUACCCGAACGACCUUCGGUCCUUGGACACUGAGACGGCCACAAGCACAAGCGCUUCAAAGAGUUCCACAACCACCGCGUCCAUAUCUACAACCAGCACGUCGACUUCAUCAACACGUACAUCUAGCACUUCUGCCACAAGUACGUCUUUGAGCACAACAUCCACGACCAGUUCAUCUUCCAGCGCGACAAGCACGUCGACCUCUUCUACCAGUACAUCCAGCACUUCCACCAGCAGCAGCACCGGUACCGCCACGACCACUAGCACCACCACCACGACCACGACCACCACUACCACCACCAGCACUGGCACUGGCACGACCACCAACAGCACUGCUACUGCCACUACCCGCAGCAGCACCGGUACUGCCACUAUCCGCAGCACUACUACGAGCAGCAUCGCUGGCACCGCGACUGCCACCAGCAGCAGCAGCACCAGCACCAGCACUAGCACUCGUACCACCACCACCACCAGCACUGGCACUGCCACGACCACCAGCACCACCAGCAGUACUGCUACUGCCACUACCCGCAGCAGCACCGGUGCUGCCACUAUCCGCAGCAUUACUACGAGCAGCGUCGCUGGCGCCGCGACUACCACCAGCAGCAGCAGCACCACCACCACCACCACCAGCACCAGCACCAGCACCAGCAGCAGCACCAGCACUAGCACUCGUACCACCAGCACUGGCACUGCCACGACCACCGGCAGCACUGCUACUGCCACUACCCGCAGCUGCACCGGUACUGCCACUAUCCGCAGCACUACUACGAGCAGCGUCGCUGGCGCCGCGACUACCAGCAGCAGCAGCAGCAGCAGCAGCAGCAGCAGCGGUACUAGCAGUGCUGGCACAACCACCAUCGAGGUCAGCUCAGCCAACCCUGGAGGACUGUUCUGCCCUCCGGGCCAACGUGUUUGUUCCAUCACAGCCUACGACAUUCAGGGCCGGCCGACCGACCUGCCACCGCCCGAGCAGCGUUGCAUGGACACGUCUUUACCGUGCCCCUGCAACGACCUCUACGAGCGGGUCUGCAAACCCAACAACUCAACAGUGUCCUGCCAGCCAAAGAUUCUCGGGCCCUGUCCCGUGUACUGCAGCGCUGAAGAGCUCCCAUGCUGGUCAACCCCCUACGAUGACGUGGGCCGAGUCGAUGGUGGCCAGUUGCCGGAGAAGAGCUGCCAUGCAACAGCUACAGGCUGCCCUUGUGAUGACACCUGGGAGAAGAGGUGUCAGUUCCAGGGGUCAUCUUCGUGCUAUCUCAAGGCCCAAGACUGUCCCCUGGACUGCGGCAAGUAUCCUAUUUGCCAUCACGCUUCGGGCAACAAGAGUUGUGCCGACAGUGCUGGGUGCAGCUGCGAAGACAACGAGCACCAAUGCCGACACCAGGAUUCGGGUCUGCACAUCUGCCUGUGGAAGGAGCGGUUCCAGGCCUGCCCGCAGACUUGUGGAGACGACCAGCUCUGCAGCAAGACGUACUUUGCGGAAGGAGUGCAGCACUUCGUCGAGGAGUGCUACCCCGGACCGUGCCCAGACCCGUGGUGCGACAGCACUGCCAAGCAGUGCGCUGGUGCUUCCGGGACCUUCUGUGUCCCUCGGGAGUUCGACUGCCCUGAAGUAUGUCAGGGACAAGAAUGUCUUGUUGACAACUUCGAUGAGCAAGGACGAUUGCAGAACUCUUCCACUACAUGCAUUCCUGAUGGAGCAGACUGCCCUUGCGGCGACAAUGCUCUUCGCUGCACCCGCCAGCGUGUGGACUUCUGUGUGGCGGAGAGCGAAGGCUGUCCUGAGAUCUGCGACCUGGCAACGCACCGCUGGUGCUAUGGCCUGUCCUUCACAGCCGAUGGCAGGCGCGACCCAGGCACAGUGAUGACGAGUUGCGUUGCCAAGUCGCAGCCGUGCAUCUGCGGGGAGCAUGCGAUGGCAUGCAACUGGACGGAUGCAAGCGGGCGCCAGAGGGAAGAGUGCUUGCCAGCAGCUGAUUCAUGUCCUGAAGUCUGUGUGGGCAAGACCUGCCUCAUUGUCGACUACAGCGUUUCCGGCGCGAUUCAAGGCAUUCGAGAGGAGUGCCUGAACGCCGAUGUCGCCUGCCCUUGUGGGCGGAACACCAUGACGUGCGGUGCGGGUCAGGAAUCUUACUGCCUUCCGCGUCUCGGGCUCAGCCGUUGUCCCCUGGUCUGUCCAGACGGCGAAGAGCCCUGCUACCGACCGAGUUUUGAUGCUCAGGGCAAUCGCCUACCCGCAGAAGAGACUUGUGUGCCAAUCGGGACCUGGUGCGGCUGCGGACAAGGCUCCUUCCCGUGCAGCACUGGGCAGGGCGAACCAGAGUGCCUACCUGCGGAAGGCUACUGUCCCGCCUGCGCACCUGGCGAAAUCGAGUGCCCGCUGGUGCAAAACUUCUUCCCGGACGGCAUGGAAGAUAGCGCCUUGGCUGCGUUGGCACGCGCUCAGAAAGGCAUGGUGCCUCCCAGCAGGCAGUGCGCUGGCAGCUUGCUCGACUGCCCGUGUGGGCACGGGGCGACAAUGUGUGCAGCCCUCAAUCGCUGCAUCUUCAAGGGUGCGGCCUGCUGCGCGAUUGAUGAGAAGACGUGUGUCGUCGUGGACUACACUCCCGACGGGAACUUCACAGGCUCUCGAGAGAUCUGCUGGGCAUUGGGCGUACCGUGUCCGUGUGGCGCAAACACGCAGCGCUGCCCCGGAGCAGAGCUUUGCCUCCCUGCGUUGCAGAAGGCCGCCGUGUGCCCCUGCGAGCAUCGGCAGCUCUGUGGCAAGAAGGGUUGCACGCGGAAGUGUGCCGGAGAUGUCCUGGAAGCUUUGCGUGGACAGGGAAGCGCCUUGUCCGUGCGGCCGGAAUUCGCCGACGGCCAAGACGACCGUCUUCGGAAUGAUGCGAACGGCACGCUGUGCGUGGCGAAGGUCAUCAGUCGCUUUGCUGACUUGCUGGUGAUGUCGUUAUAUUCGUUCGGCUCCAUCCACACAUUUGAGCCCAAUCCGAGUGGCAUUGCAAACUCAUGUCCGACGCCAUGCUCCCGAGACGAGUUGGCUCGAGGCAGCCAGACCUGCGUGCAGCUUCCUGGCAGGAACAUCAGAUGUUGCUUGCCGUUCGGCCUUUGCGACGCCGGCAUGCCAAUGAAGACCUGCCAGGGCCCCGUGCCUUACAGGGGAGCUGCAGUGGAGUCCGGCUAUCCGUGCUUGCAGGUCCCUCUGGCGCCGCGAUACCUGUUUGGCAGCCCUGUGAGUUCGGCCGUGCUUCCAGAGGCAACACCAGCAUUGAGGUUGCGGACGGGUGCGACGGAGUCUUUAGCCACGGUGGCACUUGCACUCCAAUUCCUGCUCGAAAUCCCAAAUGAGCGCCUUCGGUUUGCGGUCACCGGCCCGGAUGGAUCAGGACUGGCAGGCACCUGGGAGGAUCCCAGCGACCUCAUCUUGCGCUUGAGGGACAAGGUCCAGGGAAGCGGACGCUCACAAGCAUUUGCCAGCGUUGACACACAGCAUAUCCUGCUGCUGCCAGAGGAAGUGGACGACCAGGAGGCCAACCUGUCAAUCGGUUGCUGUUUGCGGUACUUGACAAGGCCCCGUGUCUGCCUUGAUCUGAGAAAACUUUCCUUUCACGAUUUGAAAGUCUGCUGCGAGGCAGAUGUCGCUGUCGUCGUGGUCAUAUCCUCGCUGCCCCUCAGCUGCAGAGGCACGGUGAUGUUGCAGCAAGACUCCAGGUCCACUUGCCUCCUGGUGCCUGAAUUCGAGGAUGCCAAAGCCCAGGCGAGCAGUAUCCCAGAUGGCUCCGGCUCUCGUCUGGCCAUGAUCUCCGCGAGAUUUAAUGGUGGGCCAGUAGAGAUGCAGAUGCGAAGUGUGCAGAAGAUCCUGGCAGAGCGCAACUACAGGGUUCUAGUUGUCCAGGCAAGUGCGGGCGACGACUUUGGUGACUUGACGUUGAAGUACCUGCACCAAGUCAAAGAAGAGAAUGGAGUCAUGCUGGCAGUCUGCACAGCGGACUACGCCGAGAUGACAUCGUCACAGUACUCCUCGCACAAGGAGCUUCGCUACUCGCUGGACAACGACAUCGACGUGCUUCCCCUGCGAGUGGAAGAGACCUACCCUCCACAGCCCCCCUUCGGUGAAAAUCAUCCCCAUGAUCAACAGGGGGUGGGCCAGGCCCUUGUCCACAUGAAGCUGCCACCAUCGCUUGUCUAUCUAGACUGCAGAGAAAAGACUUCCAUGCAGAUUGCAACCGCUGUGGCUAAAGAAUUGAGCAGCGAGAAGGCGGGGCUCAGGGCGAGGCAGCAUGCGAAGCACUUCACAUGUUCGUGCCUGACAGGCUCAGAGUGUGGGAGUCUGUUGCUGAGUAAGCUCUGGGUCACAGGCUCUGGUGAAGAUGCGCUCCACGACAUCGUUGGCAUCGAACCGGCCUCGAGAAGCAGAGGUCACAUUCUUGCAUGGUCCAGGGUCAUGCCGAACUUGAGUACCAUUGCAAGUGCGGCCUGGACCGUCCCAUCGUUCUCGUCUUCUGCACAGGGACGCAACCAAGCUCCGACAGCCAGUGACAGGAAAGACUUGGUAUUUGCAGCACAAAGGCGAUACCGCACCAGGAACUUGGGCUUGGUCUUCAACAGCUUCAACAGCUUUCUUUGCGUGACCAGGCUGCAAAGAGACAGCAUCCGCCAAAGCAAGGGCAGCGGGACCAAUAGCGGGUUAGGUUGGUUGGAUAUGCUGCACAUUCCUUCUGAUGCGUACUUUGGUCAGGGGGCGGAUGAUACGCUGGUCGUUGUAGAAGAAAUAUCCGCGGAGACAAGCCCACAGGACCUGCCCACCGCGUUUGGGUCAAGAAAUCGGGGGUAUGUCUGUGCAGUGAAGCGUUCCGUCGAAACGCGCCAGGUCAGCGACAUCCCAGAUGGCGUUGGCACUCGCCUGGCUAUGCUAUCCGCGCGACGAUUCAACAAUGCAUCGGUGAUGAGGCAGAUGCAGGCUGUGCAACAGAUCCUGACCUUGCGCAACUACGAGGUGGUGGUGGUGGAUACAGAUGCGGGAGCUGACCUGGGACACAAUACGAUGGCCUGCCUAGGCCGGAUUAAGCGUGAACAAGGCAUCAUCCUGGGAGUUUGUACCUGGGAUUAUGCCGAAGUGACAUCGUCACAGUACUCCUCGCACAAGGAGCUUCGAUACGCGCUGGACAACGACAUCGACGUGCUUCCCCUGCGAGUGGAAGAGACCUAUCCUCCAAUGCCCCCCUUCGGUGAAAAUCAUCCCCACGAUCAACACGGGGUGGGUCAGGCCCUUGUCCACAUGAAGCUGCCACCAUCGCUUGUCCCUUUGGACUGUCGGGGUAAAACAGCGGUCCAGAUCGCGUAUGAUGUCGCUGGGAGAUUGGGCAUCGAGAAGGCCGGCCGCUCUCUUCGAGAUGCAGGAGAUCCCUCAGUCUCGAAUUCAAGGACAAGGUCUUUCACAUCCUCGCCACCGUUGCCUUGA